Messenger RNA from Lytechinus variegatus (green sea urchin), 4723 nucleotides. Its product is annotated as putative glutamate synthase [NADPH]. Bases 33 to 3605 code for a protein of 1190 amino acids. Gene Ontology annotation, molecular function: glutamate synthase activity; iron-sulfur cluster binding; oxidoreductase activity, acting on the CH-NH2 group of donors, NAD or NADP as acceptor. The record is from RefSeq and is a predicted model, not a curated record. NCBI's taxonomy places the organism in Eukaryota, Metazoa, Echinodermata, Echinoidea, Temnopleuroida, Toxopneustidae. The transcript is spliced from 21 exons.
CCAUAGAGGCACAUAGCACUCUGGCGAAAGCCAUGAACAGAAUUGGUGCUAAGAGUAACACAGGAGAAGGUGGAGAGACGGAAGACCGUUACCUGCACACCGAUGACCCCUUGGACAACACCCGGUCGGCCAUCAAGCAGGUAGCCUCUGGAAGGUUUGGUGUAACCAGCUCCUACCUGGCCCAUUCUGAUGACUUACAGAUUAAGAUGGCCCAAGGAGCCAAGCCUGGAGAAGGUGGGGAACUUCCAGGAUAUAAGGUCACUGAGGACAUUGCCUCCACCCGUUACUCCAUCCCUGGGGUGGGGCUGGUGUCCCCUCCCCCUCACCACGACAUCUACUCCAUUGAGGACCUUGCUGAGCUCAUCUACAACCUCAAGUGCUCCAACCCAGAGGCUAGGAUCAGUGUCAAGUUGGUGUCGGAGGUUGGCGUAGGGGUCGUAGCUGCUGGGGUAGCCAAGGGUAAGGCUGAACACAUCACCAUCUCUGGUCACGACGGAGGAACGGGAGCUAGCACAUGGACAGGAAUCAAACAUGCUGGGUUACCAUGGGAACUCGGAAUAGCAGAGACUCAUCAGACAUUGGUUCUAAACAACCUGAGGUCAAGGGUCGUCUUGCAGACCGAUGGCCAGCUGAGGACAGGUAAUGAUGUGGUGAUAGCAGCUCUCCUUGGGGCAGAUGAAUUUGCUUUCUCCACCACACCUCUUAUUGUCAUGGGAUGCACCAUGAUGAGGAAAUGCCAUCUUAACACCUGUCCUGUGGGUGUGGCUACUCAGGAUCCUGAGUUGAGGAAGAAGUUUGAUGGUCACCCAGAGCAUGUAGUAAACUAUUUCUUCAUGCUUGCUGAGGAGAUCCGUUCACACAUGGCAAAGAUGGGAUUCAGAACCUUCCAGGAGAUGAUUGGCCGAUGUGACAUGCUUCGACCCGUCCAGGAGAAGACCAAUGGGAAGAGCAAACUGCUCAACUUUGACCAAGUCUUGACCAAGGCCUCUGACCUUCGACCUGAUGCUAACCCCAUCGGAGGUACCACCAAGCAAGAAUUUGCCCUGGAUAAGAGAUUGGACAAUCUUUUGAUAGAAAGGGCAGGAGAUGUCCUUAACGGAGCCAGCAAGCACGUUGAGAUUAACAUGGACAUCACCAAUGAGUGCAGGGCCUUUGGAACGACCCUAAGUUUCCACAUCUCAAGGAAGUAUCGCGAGAGUGGCCUUCCUAACAAGUCUAUUGAGAUCAAGUUGAAAGGAUCAGCUGGUCAGAGCUUCUGUGCUUUCCUGGCUAAGGGUGUCCAUGUGGAACUAGAAGGUGACAGCAAUGACUAUGUAGGAAAGGGGCUUUCUGGUGGGACUGUGAUUGUCUAUCCACCCCGUGAUGUCCCAGAAGGCUUUGUGUCAGAGCUAAACAUCAUUGUAGGCAAUGUGUGCUUGUAUGGUGCUACAAGUGGCAAGGCAUUCUUCAGGGGAUGGACUGCUGAACGCUUCUGUGUCAGGAACUCAGGAGCUCUUGCCAUAUGUGAGGGUGUAGGAGACCAUGGCUGUGAGUAUAUGACGGGAGGUAGGGCCAUCAUUCUAGGGGCUACUGGAAGGAACUUUGCUGCUGGAAUGUCUGGUGGUAUUGCCUAUGUAUACAAUGUUUGGAAUGAUUUCUAUCCAAAGUGCAAUACAGAGUCGGUUGUUCUCGAGCCACUCGUCAAAGACAUUGACAUUACCUUCCUCAAAGAGAGUCUCGCUGAGUUCAUCUCGUACACUGGGUCAAAGGUCGCAACAAUGAUACUAGACAACUGGGAAACGGAAAGCAAACGAUUUGUAAAGGUCUUCCCCAAUGAAUACCGUAGAGCUCUCCGAGAGAAGAAAGCCAAGGCACUUGCAGAGGAGAAAGCCAGGAAGGAGGCGGAGCUUCUGCAGAAUGGCCUAGCAAAUGGCACCAAUGGCCACGCCUCCAAUGGUGAACUGACCAAUGGUGUAAAUGGAUCAGGAGAUGGAAGGCAUGUGAAGGAGGAGCCCAAGGUGAUAGAUAUCGAGUCAACGAUCCCAGACGUUGACCAGGAGAAGAAGACCAUUCAGAGGGUCUUAGACAAGACCAGAGGCUUUGUCAAGUAUGGAAGAAACAACGACCAGUACCGUAGUGUGGAGGUUCGUAUGAAGGACUGGGGUGAGAUCUACAACCACCGAGGAGUCAAGAAACAACUCAAAGUACAGGCAGCAAGGUGCAUGGACUGUGGGACGCCGUUCUGUCAGGCACACACUGGAUGUCCGCUAGGUAACAUCAUCCCCUCCUGGAAUGACCUCGUCUUUAAGGAUCAAUGGAAGGACGCCCUCGAGAGGCUUCUCGUCACCAAUAACUUCCCAGAGUUCACCGGUAGAUGCUGUCCUGCUCCCUGCGAGGGAGCCUGUGUACUAGGCAUCAACGCCCCACCUGUCACCAUCAAGAACAUAGAGUGCGCCAUCAUUGACCACGCCUUUGAGCAGGGAUGGAUCCGCCCCGAGCCCCCUCUCCAUCGGACGGGCAAGAAAGUAGCUGUCAUUGGUAGUGGACCGUCCGGUCUGGCCGGAGCCGCUCAGCUCAACAAGGCCGGUCAUCAAGUGACCGUCUACGAGAGGAAUGACCGAUGCGGUGGCCUGCUGAUGUAUGGAAUUCCAACGAUGAAGAUGGACAAGAGUGCUGUUGAACGAAGAAUAAAGCUCAUGGAAGAUGAAGGAGUGACGUUUGUGACCAAUGCCGAGAUAGGAAAGAAUGUCAACGGCUGGGAUCUGAUGAAGGAGAAUGAUGCUGUCUUACUGUGCAUGGGGUCAACCAGGCCUAGAGAUCUGCCAAUACCAGGUCGUGACCUCGGUGGAAUCAAGUACGCUAUGCAGUUCCUUGAACCAUGGCAGAAAAGACAGAUGGGUAACCAGUCUGAUUACAUUGACGCAAAGGGCAAGGAUAUUGUUAUUAUUGGAGGAGGUGAUACUGGUGUGGAUUGUAUCGGUACUUCACUCAGGAUGGAUGCCAAGUCAAUCACCACCUUUGAGAUCUUGACGGAGCCCCCUCCAAGCCGAGCUUCAAACAACCCCUGGCCAACGUGGCCUCGUAUCCUCAGAGUAGAUUACGGUCAUUCUGAGGUCAAGCUAAAACAUGGACAGGACCCAAGACACUUUGAGAUACUCAGUGAGGAGUUCCUUGAUGACGGCCAAGGUAACGUGUCAGGAAUCCGCACCAUCCAGAUCAAAUGGACCAAGGACGCAACUGGACGCUUCAGUAUGGAGAAGAUCCCUGGAACCGAGAAGAUCUUCAAGGCAGACCUGGUCCUGCUUGCCAUGGGCUUCCUUGGACCGGAACAGAGCCUGAUUGAGGAGCUAGGAGUGGACCAGGAUCCGAGAUCCAACAUCCAGACCCCGAACGGGAAGUACCACACCAGUCUCGACAAGGUCUACGCUGCUGGAGAUUGUCGUCGGGGCCAGUCCCUGGUCGUGCACGCCAUCAACGAAGGUCGCCAGGCAGCUAGGCAGAUAGACCUGGACCUGAUGGGAUCUACCAGCCUAGCUGGACCCGGAGGGGUGGUCUACACGCCCGGAACCAAGCUGUCCAACUGCAAGGAUAAGCUGUACCAGCCAAUCAUCGAGGCCAUGGCAUAAUUAACCACCAAGAGGUUUUACGCAUCUCUGUCUGAUCGUACGCACAAGAGAAAUCUAUCGUGGACACUGGACAACCCAGAUUUGGACUCCAAGUGCUUCUAUCAACACCAGGGCUUAGUAAAUAUCACCAAUUUGAAAGAGCAAUUCUAAUUGGUUCCUAGUCAGUCUACUGAGCUAAAUGUGCAUACUACAAUGAUCUUGAUAGGCCAAUUUAUUUAGUGAUGUGUCAUGGGGCCAUGGGGAGCAUUUCAGGAAAGGACUUACUGGAUGUUAUAUCCAACAAUUGACAUAGAAAUCUUCCUCGGCCAAUCGGGAUUGAGGAAAAAUGACCGGUCUUACAAAUAAUUUUGAUGAAACGCUCUCUAUGAUUGGGUAAGUGCUGGGAUAUUUCAUCCCCUGCUGUCAAGAUGAUGUUCAUCGGCGAAGAGAGAGGAAGGGAGGGAGAGAGUGUGAGAAGCCAUUCUGAGACUUUGUUUUAUGCACUUUGAUAUAACACGAUGAUGCGUCAACUUCAGUCUUGUCAUUCAAAGCUGCCAGUCGCUGACAAGAAUUCGUACAUGGACAUUGAAGUGAUGAUUUAUGCGUCCCACUUGGCAAUGGGAAACCAAUGGGACUAGUGGAGUGUACAUGUAUUUCAGACUGACUGAGCUUGAGUCCAGAAGCCUUACUGAGCAGCUAGCUAGCUGUCACAGCUUCAUGAUUUUGCUCAUCAUCUAAGAGAUUUGAACCUCUUCAUAUUAAGCAGGAAGAGGACCAUGACCUCCAAGUGUUUAAGGCCUUGCCAAAUCAAUUUAUGUAAAUGCAUCUGUUCUAGAGUGUGUGCUCAUGGGAAGCAAGAUGGUAUAUCUCUGUCUUGGAAUGUUUGGUAAAAUUGGGAUUACGCAGGGGGUUUCCCCUACUCCCUUGGUUAUUAUGUAUGUGAGUAGUGAAGGAUUUAAACUUUUAAUGGGGAAAAUAUGCCAAUGUUAUUCCCAUUAAAGCCAUUGCAAAAAGUGGGGUACCGGUAGACUUGGGUACAGGUCAUAGGCUUUCCAGCUCAUGUGCUAGAAACACAAGAUGUAUUUCAUGGAAUAAAAAAUACUUAUAAAAUACAUCAAUUUUAGUCUAUAUGAUUGACA